Molecule: messenger RNA, 4045 nt
Organism: Eptesicus fuscus (big brown bat)
Lineage: Eukaryota; Metazoa; Chordata; Mammalia; Chiroptera; Vespertilionidae
Gene: KDM4C
Product: lysine demethylase 4C
Exons: 22
Coding region: 76-3162 (1028 amino acids)
Biological process (GO): chromatin remodeling
Cellular component (GO): nucleus
Molecular function (GO): histone H3K36 demethylase activity; histone H3K9 demethylase activity
Source: RefSeq, a predicted model, not a curated record
CCGUCUUCCUUCUCCUAUUCCUCCUCCGGGCCGUGUCCUCACCCCACCCGCGCGCCAGAGGCCAUCCCAGCCAUCAUGGAGGUGGCUGAGUCGGAGAGUCGGCUGAAUCCCAGCUGUAAGAUCAUGACCUUCAGACCUUCCAUGGAGGAGUUCAGGGAGUUCAACAAAUACCUCGCAUACAUGGAGUCUAAGGGAGCCCACCGAGCGGGUCUUGCAAAGGUGAUUCCUCCUAAGGAGUGGAAGCCACGGCAGUGCUAUGAUGACAUUGAUAAUUUGCUCAUCCCAGCACCAAUUCAGCAGAUGGUCACAGGGCAGUCAGGACUGUUCACUCAAUAUAAUAUCCAGAAAAAAGCCAUGACAGUGAAGGAGUUCAGGCAGCUGGCCAACAGUGGCAAAUAUUGUACUCCAAGAUACUUGGAUUAUGAAGAUUUGGAGCGCAAGUACUGGAAGAACUUAACUUUUGUGGCACCUAUCUAUGGUGCAGACAUUAAUGGGAGCAUAUAUGAUGAGGGUGUGGAUGAAUGGAACAUAGCUCGCCUAAAUACUAUCUUGGAUGUGGUUGAGGAAGAGUGCGGUAUUUCUAUUGAGGGUGUAAAUACCCCGUACCUCUAUUUUGGCAUGUGGAAAACCACAUUCGCGUGGCACACCGAGGAUAUGGACCUCUACAGCAUUAAUUAUCUCCACUUUGGAGAGCCCAAGUCUUGGUAUGCAAUACCCCCGGAGCAUGGGAAACGACUUGAACGACUAGCUCAAGGUUUUUUCCCAAGCAGUUUUCAAGGGUGUGAUGCAUUUCUUCGCCACAAGAUGACGCUGAUAUCUCCCUCAGUGUUGAAGAAGUAUGGUAUUCCCUUUGAUAAGAUCACCCAGGAGGCUGGAGAAUUUAUGAUCACGUUCCCAUAUGGCUACCAUGCUGGUUUUAAUCAUGGUUUCAACUGUGCAGAAUCUACAAAUUUUGCUACUGUCAGAUGGAUUGACUAUGGGAAAGUUGCUAAAUUGUGCACCUGCAGGAAUGACAUGGUGAAAAUUUCAAUGGAUAUUUUUGUGAAGAAAUUUCAGCCAGACAGAUACCAGCUUUGGAAACAAGGAAAGGAUAUAUACACCAUUGAUCACACAAAGCCUACUCCGGAAACCACCCCUGAAGUAAAAGCAUGGCUGCAAAGGAGGAGGAAAAUAAGAGCAUCCAGGAGCUUCCAGUGCACUAGUUCUCACUCUAAGCGGCCUAAGAAUGAGGAGGAUGAGGAACUGUCAGCUGCAGUCGAUGGGGCACAGGGCCCUACCCCUGACCCAGACCCAGACGACCUCAAGGUCAGUGAACAGCCAGAAGCAGCAGUGAAGCUGGAGAACAUAGAAGUACCUUCAGAGGGAGUGGCCUCUGCUAGCAGGAUGCAGCUGGACCAGAAUCUAUCAGAUAAUAUCGGGCUCUCAGGAAACAGCUGCUUAAGUACACCUGUGAAGGAGGAAAUAAAAACUAAGGAUGACCAAGCCUAUGCCAUAAUUCCAUCUUCGAACACCAGAGAAACCGCUGAUUCUAUAUCUAUUGGCCAUUUGACCUCUGAGGAAUCAGAUCCACCCAAACAUCCAUGGCCAAAGUUACCAGAGUCGUGCUCCUCAGUGCCUGCAAGUAACAGAUUGUUGACAGAAGGAGAGGGCAGUGAUAUGGAAAGCCGUAGAAUAGAGGGAGAAACCAAAACAGCUAAAAGUUGGCGCCAUCCACUGAGCAAGCCUCCAGCAAGAUCCCCCAUGACUCUGGUGAAGCAGCAGGCAACUAGUGACGAAGAAUUACCUGAGGUUCCAUUAAUUGAGGAGGAAGUGGAAGAAACGGAGUCUUGGGCAAAGCCUCUGGUCCACCUUUGGCAGACAAAGGCUCCAAACUUUGUGGCUGAGCAGGAGUAUAAUGCAGCCAUGGGCAGAAUGGAGCCACACUGUGCCAUCUGUGCUCUCCUCAUGCCCUACUACAAGCCAGAUAGCAGCAAUGAAGAAAAUGAUUCUAGAUGGGAGACAAAAUUAGAUGACGUGGUUGCUUCGGGAGGAAAGACUAAGCCCCUCAUUCCAGAGAUGUGUUUUAUUUAUAGCGAAGAAAAUAUAGAAUAUUCGCCACCCAAUGCCUUCCUGGAAGAGGAUGGAACAAGCCUUCUAAUUUCCUGUGCAAAGUGCUGCGUACGGGUUCAUGCAAGUUGUUAUGGUAUCCCUUCUCAUGAAAUCUCUGAUGGAUGGUUAUGUGCCCGGUGCAAAAGAAAUGCAUGGACAGCAGAGUGCUGUCUCUGCAAUUUGAGAGGGGGUGCUCUUAAGGAAACUAAGGACAAUAAGUGGGCCCAUGUCAUGUGUGCCGUCGCAGUCCCAGAAGUUCGAUUCACUAAUGUCCCAGAAAGGACACAGAUAGAUGUAGGCAGAAUACCUUUACAGAGGUUAAAAUUGAAAUGCAUCUUCUGCAGACACCGGGUUAAGAAGGUCUCUGGAGCCUGCAUCCAGUGUUCCUACGGCCGCUGCCCGGCCUCCUUCCAUGUCACAUGUGCUCAUGCCGCGGGGGUGCUGAUGGAGCCUGAUGAUUGGCCAUACGUGGUGAACAUCACGUGCUUUCGACAUAAGGCCAACCCAAAUGUGAAGUUGAAGGCUGGCGAGAGGGGCAUCUCUGUGGGGCAGACCGUCAUCACGAAGCACCGGAACACCCGGUACUACAGCUGCAGAGUGAUCGCUGUGACAUCGCAGACCUUCUACGAGGUCAUGUUUGAUGAUGGCUCCUUCAGCAGAGACACGUUCCCUGAGGAUAUCGUGAGCCGAGACUGUGUGAAGCUGGGCCCUCCUGCGGAGGGAGAAGUCGUUGAAGUCAAGUGGCCCGAUGGCAAACUCUAUGGAGCGAAAUAUCUCGGAUUGAAUGUGGCCCACAUGUACCAGGUUGAAUUUGAAGAUGGAUCCCAGAUAGCAAUGAAGAGAGAGGACAUCUACACUCUAGAUGAAGAGUUACCCAAGAGAGUGAAAGCUCGUUUUUCCACAGCCUCUGACAUGCGAUUUGAAGACACAUUUUAUGGAGCAGACAUAAUCCAAGGGGAGAAAAAGAGACAAAGAGUGCUGAGCUCCAGGUUUAAAAACGAAUAUGUGGACGACCCCGUGUACCGCACGUUUCUGAGGAGCUCUUUCCAGAAGAAGUGCCAGAAGAGACAGUAGUCGCGUGUACUGCUGCAGCGCCAGAGCGGCGUGGGCAGGAAGAGGAAAGGCAGGGGCAGCCAUGGGCUGUGCCACCGUUCCACUGCGGUAGGUGGCGGGUGUGUCUGACGGUGGAAAACUAGGCUCCCAGAGCGUGGUAACCCAAACCGCAGAAUACACAUAUUGUUAAUUGGAUACGACAACCUGGAGCCAUCCCCUCGUCUUGCUUUCACAUGUGCACAAUUGUCUUUUAUGAUCCCAAAGGAUUUUUCUAAGUGAAAGGAAAUAAUAGUGAGUCACCCACCAAAAAAGCCCCUGCCAGAGGACAUGGGUCCCCAGGUGUGGCUUAGGCCCCUAGGCAGGAAACACAGGGAAACUGCCCUCCCCCGCCAGGUGGGAGCCUCCCACUGGGGGACGGGGAGGGUGGGGGUGUCAUUUCUAUAUUCUCCACAGUCAGGGAAGGAUUCUCACUUACUUGUUUUAAAUGGCAGUUUUUAUAAACUAUUUUUAAACCACAAAUGGCAUGGAUGGUGAUGAGAUUUACCCAUGUGCUACCUGUAUUUCCCUUGUACAGAACUUUUACAUUUUUUUAUAUCCCCAUUACUUUUGAUUGUGUCUGCUGAGAACUAAGUUGUUGGCAUUUGUGAAAUUUUUGGCUCUUGAGAAAGAAUUUUUAUGAAUUGUAUGGAAAUUUUAUGAAUUGUAUGGAAAUUUUAUAUAUUUAAAGAGGGAGACCUGGGGCUGUUAUUUUUAAACACUUUUUUUCAUAAUACAUAUUCUAAGUAGAUAUUUAUAAGAGGUUUCUUUCAUUAUGUGUUUGUAAAAUUAGAGUUUAAAUAAAUAUGCUUUGAUGCAUAGUUUUGAAUUAAUAUGAUUUUCCCUUUUUAAAACAGCCUGAAAAUGU